GAUUCCGAUGACGAUGCUUACAAUGAUGUCAGUGAUUACAACAUCACCAACAACCACAUAGGAACUCCCUUCAGAGUGAUAGUGCUCAAAUCCCUCCCGAUCGAUAACGUCAUCACGAUCGGAUCGGUGAUAGAGACACAGUCAGAAUGCAACAUGGCGGAUGGACGAAGCGAAGAUGAUGAAAGAACAAAACGAGAUGCACAUAUUGUGAAUAGUACUAUUCUCAGAGCUACAAAUGGUCCGCUUAAUCCAGGUGGAUAUUACACAUGCUUUCUUCGAGUUUACUCACCAACCGGCAAAGGCGGGAAAUUCUACUACGUCAAUGGACCCGCAAUGAAACCAAUUCAGCUCAGACAUCUCAAAUCCACUUUAGAAGAUGCCCAGAGUGGAAUGAAUUAUAGUGCAAUAGUCACACCCGUCUCUUGCAUCCUUCUCAUCGUGAUAAUCAUUGGAAUCGUCAUCUACAGACGUAAAAGUUACAGAUCUAAUGAAGCCAAUGUGGCCCCUACGUCAUCAGCCAAUGAAUCCCAGACUAAGCCGAAUGAGCAAACUGCAGAGGAUUAUACCCGAUACAACCAAUUUUCUGGACAACAAGCAGCAGCAGAAGAUAUAUAUGAAAACACCGAGGCUCUGCAUGAGGAUGAUGAAUACCAGAACGUUACAUUUGAAUCGAACUAUGCUGUGAAAUCAGCAUACCUACAUAAUAUGGAACCAGAUGACGCCGAUGUGGUCCCUACGUUAUCAGCCAACGAAUCGCAGACAAAGCAGAGUGAGCAAACAACAGAGGAUUAUACCCGAUACAACCAACUUUCUGGACAACAACAAGCAGAAGAUAUUUAUGAAAACCCUGAGGUUCUCAAUGAGGAUGAUGAAUAUGAAAUGGUUACAUUUGAAUCGAAUUAUGCUGUGAAAUCAGCAUACCUACAGAAUACGGAGUAAAAUAAUAUUGAAUAACCACAAUCAUAGUUAUGAU
This is a messenger RNA of Lytechinus variegatus (green sea urchin), 973 nucleotides long. RefSeq lists its product as uncharacterized. NCBI's taxonomy places the organism in Eukaryota, Metazoa, Echinodermata, Echinoidea, Temnopleuroida, Toxopneustidae. Bases 154 to 939 code for a protein of 261 amino acids. The transcript has 6 exons. The record is from RefSeq and is a predicted model, not a curated record.